AGGUCAAAGUGAUGCUGAAGGUUGGCGCGUCUGGCGAAGGCCCCUUCACAAGCGGAACCCAAACGUUCUCCCUGGACAAGCGCAAGAAGCAAGUGAGCCUCUGCGAAAAUGUUCCCGCUGCCGCGACUGCCCCAGAAGACAGAAGGGUGGGAGUGGCGGCGCCGAAGAUGUUUGCCUUCGACGCAAUCUUCUCACAGGAUGAUCCUCAGAGCGAGAUAUGUUCGAGCGCGCUUACUGACGUCAUCCACGCUGUCAUCAAUGGAACGGAUGGUUGCCUCUUCUGCUUCGGACACGCAGGACUAGGUAAAUCCUAUACAAUGAUGGGGCGACCUGACUCCACCGCAGCAUUGGGCGCAAUACCGUGCGCCAUAUCGUGGCUGUUCCGUGGGAUAGCCGAGCAGAGGCAUAAAUGCGGCACUCGCUUCUCCGUCAGGGUGUCGGCGGUGGAACUGUGCACGAACACCAAUCAGAUCAGGGAUCUGCUGGCACCCUAUCAGAAUGACUCAGAACAGUCCCCUGGGGUAUACCUUCGAGACGAUCCACUAUUCGGAACGCACUUGCAAAAUCAAGCAGAGCUGCGCGUACACAGCCCCGAGAAGGCAGCUUUCUAUUUGGACGCAGCGCUAGCGAUGCGUGGCGCACGUGAAGAAGGGAAGGACAGUCAUUUGCUGUACACCCUUCAUGUAUACCAAUACAGCGUUGGAGGCAAAGGCGCCGUUGCUGGAGGACGUAGCCGCCUGCAUCUUAUCGACCUGGGGAACUCUGAACGGGGUAAAACUAACGGUGGGAUUCCAUUAUCCGGCUUAGGAAAUAUUCUCCUAGCUAUAUUUAACGGGCAAAGGCACUUACCGUACAGGGAUCACAAUCUCACACAUGUCUUGAAGGAAUGCCUCGGAUCACUCACAUGCCACACUGCUAUGAUAGUACAUGUAUCGCCAAAUGUACAAAAUUAUUCAGAUACAUUAACUACUUUACAAUUAGCUUCAAGAAUACAUAGACUAAGGCGAAGAAAAGUAAAAUACUCGUCCAAUAAUAAUGCGGGCUCUGGAGGAAGUUCUGGCGAAGAUGCUUCGAAACCUAGCAGCAGUGAACCAGACCCAUCAAGUAGUGACUUAUCUGCAGAUACUGUUAUUUAUGUAGGACCUUUAGAUGACGCUACUGACGGAGAACAUCCACCUGUUUAUAUACCACAUAUUAACUCCGGUGACAACAGAUGUGUUUUGAGUAAAGCUUUGAGAGGCUCCGCCGCUGAACAAAGGCACAAGUCAUCACUGUCGAAAGUCAUUGAAGAAAAAAGUCCCGUACAUAAACCACACGCAUCUCCUAAAGCAUCACCUUUAAAAACUGCUGUACCAAGUACAAAUACACCAAAAUCAUCACCUGUCCAUUCGUCCAAUUCAAAAUCAACGCCCAUCAAAAAAUCUUCUCAAAAACAGUUUUCUGAAGAUGGUAAAGGUACAAGUGAUGAACAGUGGAUAGACGGACCAAGAAUAUCAAAAUCAAAAUUAGUAGAAGCACGCCACAUUGUAAAAGAACCCCAAUGUAAAAAACGAGAGACUUGGAUUGACGGUCCUAUGCAAGAACCUAAACACUCCUUACAUUUUGACCCCACAACAGUUCAGCCAAACCCUGUACCACUUCAGAUUGGUAUCCUAGGUGCACAAGGAAAUGAAAGUAUCGGUUAUGGUUAUAUGGACAGUCACAAGAAAAAUAUGAUACGGAAGUGGGUCGAAAAUCAAACAUCACAAAUACAUAGAUCUAGACACAGUUCACCCAGUCACAAAGCCAAUGUGUCUAAUAAAGAUCCAGUUUUAAGAAUGUCUGAAGAAGAAGUAGCUGCAUUAAGGUUGGAACCUAUAAUAAGAGAUGCAGUAAGAAGAAUACAUAUUGAGGAAUCUACCAUAAGAACUGGACUCAAAGCUGGAUCUAAAGGUAUAGCUAUAGAAGAGGAAAAUCUAGGUCCACCGUUUUAUGAUAGAAAUUCACAGCCCCAAAAAAGAGAGAGUAUAUCUAAACCGGCUGUGAAAACUGAACCAGACGAAGAUGACGAUAGUGAAGAAUCGGCAGAAAUUCCCCCGGCAUUACCAAUAAUGCAACCUAGUAGUUUAAACAGUAGAGAAGUAUCAAUGGAGAGCUUAGAUAGUAAAUAUAAAGAGAGAUUAAGAAUGGAUGAUGAAUUAGUUUCGAAUCAUAGCAGAGAUAUUGAUUCUCAAGGAAUAAGUAAAGGGCCAAUUGAUGAUGAUGAUGAAAUUUUAGAAAUAAUUGAAGUAGAAGAACCCCUCGAACCAGUCCCUAUGCAGGACUGUUGUCUUCAAGUUACAGAAGAAGACAUUGCAUUUUGCAUGGGAUUUUCAGAAAACCCUUUGCCGGAGGUUGAUCAAGAAGAUGACGACCAUCCUCUUAGAAUCCUUAGCCAAGAAAAUUUAACAGUGGCUUCAACAUUUACCGAUACAUUGUCAUUAUAUAGUGAAGUUGAACGACAAAUUAGAAAUGAGGCCUAUCUUAGACAAACAAUGGGCUUUUAUGUCGAAAACUUUAGUUGUGAACCAAUUGGUGACAUGAAUCCACAUCAAAGCUUACAAUCAUCUAGAUCAAGGAUAGAUGAAAUAAUAGGUUUAGCGGAAUUAUAUGGCUCUCGUCGAAUAUUAGAUAAUAAUGAGUCGUCAAUAACUAGAACAAUUGCGCCUCAAUUUCAAUCAUUGUCUCUGUCCAACGUUCGAGAUACCGAAGAAUAUCACGGAGACGGUUCGGUAUACAGCGAACCGGCAUACAGGCCAAGUGACAAAAUUUGUGAUAGUUGUAGAAGAUCCAUGUCUCGACCUGGGAGUGCGAUAGGAGAUUGUGCAUAUCAAGAUUUGGAUGUAACUCAUAACGAUUGUUAUGGCCCUUUUGAGAGAUAUAGGGGAAACGAUAUUACUGAUGCAAGGAUAGCAUCAUUGCGACAUCCAGACGGUGCAUCAGACCCAAAUUUACGAGAAGAAAGGAGAAUUCCUGGUAGUGGAGCACCAUCUACGACAACUUUUCGGGAGUUAAAGUCCAAUUUACACUUAGAAGUGACCCCACCAGUCGUGACCACAGAACCACGCUUAGAUAAAGUUGAAAAAGGAGACAGAGGCAUAGCUCGUGUUGUAGCGAGUUCCAAGCCGGACGGAUACGACAGCGGUCAUGAGUCUACGCCUCGUACGGGGAAACACAGUCCAGCAGCGACUUCUCGGCGUGCUGAAUCAGGUUACGACUCAGUACCCAGAGAUUCUGAUGCAUCUUCCUUAGACUCAUAUCCAACAAGACGAGCAGCAGUAGCAAGAGCGCACGCUAAGAAACACACUACUGCUAAAUACAAACAACACAGCGACCGAUCGUUUUGCUCCUGGCUUAGAAACCCUUUCACAUGUAAAUACGCUGAUACAGACCCUGAAAUUAGCGACUUUUAA
Molecule: messenger RNA, 3431 nt
Organism: Chilo suppressalis (striped riceborer)
Lineage: Eukaryota; Metazoa; Arthropoda; Insecta; Lepidoptera; Crambidae
Source: the annotation of a GenBank genome assembly